GUUAAUGUUUACGCAUGCUCAGAUCAAUCAAAACAUCUAUCCACAGACGAAACUUCCGGUGGUUUUGACACGAAAAUAUUAAGCCAAUUAUAUUGGUGAAAAUGUCGCAUUUUGUGGAUAAUUUCUGGGGGGAAAAGAACCAGGGUUUUGCAGUUCUCUACAAUAAUAUGAAAAAUGGCACUACUUCUACUAAAGAGUUGGAAGACUUUAUUCGAGAAAGAUCAGGUAUUGAAGAGACAUACUCUAAGAAUAUCAGUAAGCUGUCAAAAAUAGCCUUAAACAGCUCUACAUCAGGGUCAUUUGCACCUUUUUGGAAUGUCAUCAAAAAUGCAAUGGAUAAACUUGCUACUACUCACCUAAGAUUUAUUGCAAAAUUACACGACUUGGUGAAAGAGGUACACAAGUAUGGCGAAGAGCAGCAGAAGAAACACAAACUGGUCAAAACUGAAGUGUCAGGCACAUUUAAUGUUGUUCAGUCCAUAAACUCAACGAAGGAGUCAUUGGAAAAAGCCAAAGAAAUUUACAACACACGGUGUAUAGAGCACGAAAAACUGAAGCGAGAAAAUGCAACAGCAAAGGAAAUAGAGAAAGCGGAAACAAAAUAUAAAAAAGCUAAGGAAGAAUACAAGUCACUGGUUGACAAGUACGCUAACUUAAAGAACGAUUAUGAGCAACAGAUGACAGACACAAGCCAUAAAUUUCAACAAAUAGAAGAGAGCCACUUGAAGGAGAUGAAAGAUUUUAUUCGAUCAUACAGUAGUUCAGUUCAGGAAUGUCACUUCUCCUUGGGACAGAUCCAACAGGAGUUUUCCCAGGAGUGUGAAGACAUGACGGAACAGAAAUUGAUUGAAGUAUAUGUUAAAUCAAAAGGCACAGGAAGAGAUAAGCUACGUAAAGAAUCACCUGAAGUGGCAAAUUUACAGCAGCGAGUGUCAACGAGUCAAAGCAACAUAUCACUCAGCUCAUUCAAAAAUUUACGUGUGGACAUCCUUGGGAGUCAACAACGCACAUUUCGUGAGCUUGUACAAGACACAGAACCCGACCCUGUUGUCGGUCAUCCCACCCUACCAAAUAAUACACCACAAGUUGAUGAAGAUGGCUACACUAUUCGACCAGACAAUACGGAUGAUGGUUUUAAGGCAGAAACUUUUUACUCAGAGUCUGAUUCCGAUUCUGACUAUAAUGAUAAGCCUCCUCGCAAAAUCCAUGUUGAAAUCAAACCAAUCGUGCCAGACGGGAACUCAGGAAACACAGCGGCAUCAGUUGAUGAAAUCAAAGCCUCCUUAGCUGGUAAAAAACUUACCCUAUCACCAGCAAUGAGGCGAGACAAGUCAAAUGGUGACAUUAAGCGGCGAACACAGAUUGGGAGCAGAAGCUCUAAUAACAGUACGAAAAGCAACAGUGACCUUAUGGCCUUUGACCCAUUAAGCACAUCACCUGGCGGUUCAAGUUUGAUGUCUCACCAUAGCGACACCAUAAGUGGUACCUCUCCAACUUCUAGUGAAACAAGCAGUGAUAUCCUACAGAGUCCACACGGUGUAAAUGAUAUACUGCCUCCAACGCUACCAGCUAAGAGCAGACACAGUAUAGGGCCGUCGUUCAACUCCUUACCACCACCACCAACAAGACCGUCUUCUAGGCCUAGAAGUAUUCAGUCUCCCAGCCCAGCAUUCAAUGAACCACCACCAUUACCUUUACCACGUCAAGACAGCUCGUCCUCAUUAACAGGCUUGGGAACAUUCAAUUCAUCACCUGCUAUCGGCACCUCACGUGGGCCUAGCCCUCUGACACUAGGCAUGUCGGACACUAUACCAAUAGCAGCAGCCUUUAUUGAAACCGUUAAUGCAUAUUUCAAGGGAAUAGAUCAAUCCAAGUGUAUGGUUAAAAUCACAGGUGAUAUGAUGCUGUCGUUUCCUGCUGGUGUCAUCCAUGUGUUCACCAGUAACCCGAAUCCGCCGGUUCUCUCUUUCAUCAUCAGAAAUUUUAACAAACUGGAGCAAGUUUUGCCAAACAAACAGCUUGUUAGUCAGGAUGUUGCACAAAGUUCUGAGAAUCUUCAAGUGUAUUCAUUCAACAUGACGGCGCUUGUGUCUUUACUACGGAGUCAAGCAGAGAAGAACACACAAGCUUCCUAUUUCAAUGUAGACAUUCUAAAAUACCAGGUGCGGGCACAACCAGACGCUCAGUCCACACCCUUACAACUGUGCAGUUACUGGAAGUGUGAGUCCAACACCACAGACCUACGCGUAGACUAUGUGUACAACCCAAGUGCCCUCCAGCCUGCCAUACCGUUAACAAACGUGUCCUUACUUGUCCCUGUUGAUGGCGGUGUUUCUGUUAUGCAUUCCAAACCUCAUGCAACAUGGUCAGCUGAAAACAAGAGAGCCUUAUGGAAAAUACCAGAGAUCUCUCAGAAGUCUGAGGAUGGUGGAUCUGGCUCCAUACGGGCCAAGUUUGAGCUGACCAAUGGACCAACUAAGCCGUCCACGUUGGCUGUUAGUUUUGGAUGUGACGGUACCACAUUGUCCGGUAUUGACAUAGAGUUAGUGGGAACAUCAUUUCGCCUUUCACUUGUCAAAAAGAAAUUUUCAUCAGGUAAAUAUUUAUCAGAAAGUUGAAAAGCAGUGAUUCCGUUCCAGCAGGUUUCCAAUUAACUGUUACAGAAGGUUUCCAGUUUCAAUCCUGAUUGUCAACCUUUAUCAAGAAACUGCCAUGAUUCGGACCAAGACUCAGAUAUCUCAAGAACUCACCUUUUAUACUUAUUGACUAUCAGGGAUUAUUCAAUUAAAUAUAGACAAACACAUAUUGAUUAUCACAAAUGCCAGGGAUGAAAUCCAAUCAAGAUUAAGCAAAAUAUGUUUGAGGAUAUGAACCACCAGGAACCCUAUGAUUUUAAUGAAUAUUUAGAGAGAACAAAAAGAUAGAAUAGCAGGAAAUUUUUGAGAUAAUUUACUCAUGUCUUCAUGGAUAUGGAAUUCAAAAAACUGGAAUACAGGGUCAGAUCUGCAAUUUUGCGUUGUAUGUCAGUAAUAACAACAGCUAGGGGAGCAUGUGUCUCCAUGGCCUUUUCCCAUUUCCCUACUUUUUAGUGGGCCAUUUUCUCCUCCCCACAUUUUUGGCCUUCCUCUCAUGGUUCUCUUCUCCCAUCUUAUUCUACCUUUGGCUACUCCUUGUUAUAUAAGGAAUGUAAAAAAAUAGUUUGGAAUACAUAAGAUACAAAAGUGCUUUAAAUAGGAUUGUUACUUUGAGCUCAAUUUGCCCUUUAAUGAAGCCUAUAUUUAACUUAGUUUGUUAAUAAGAUUGAUAGUUAAAAAAAACCACUUGGAUGUAAGCAACUUAACAUAAGGAUAGUCGUGUUUUUCAACUGAAAGAUCUGAAAUCCAAUCCAUGUUUAAAAAUGUCAAUUUGAACUUGUAUGCAAAUUUUUAGGUCUGAGCUAAUCAUAACUUGGCUUACAACACAUAGGAUGUGUCUACUAACUAGUGCCUCGUGAGACCCAAUUUAAAUUUAGGUUCAAUACAAAAAUGUGCAGUGUGUACUUAUAACAAAAAUUCAGUCAAUUUUUGGCUCUGUUAUCUUACCCUUCCCCUAACUCCUACCUCCAAAUUCCAGUAGCAUCUGACCUUCAUUCCUGUUGAUGUGUGCAUCACUGUUGUAAAGGAAUUUUUGUAGCAUUUUUAAAAUACAAGAACUGCUGUAAAUAUAUAUAUAUAUAUAUAUUGCUAUAGACGGUUGUGGUUCUAUAGGCAGAUACAUAGCUAUUCAAAGUCUAGCAAUGCCAUUACUUGUGUAAACCAAUACACAUACACAUAAAUGUACACAUUCAUUUACAUGUGUAUAUUUGUGUAUAAAUUAUAUGUAUUCAUGCAUAGUACUGUAUGUUUUAUGUGUUAGGAAUAAUAUGAAUUUUUUUACAAAGAUGUUAUAUGAGAUGUUAGCUUGAGAUCUGUAAGUGCCUUUGUGGAGGUUGUAAUUAUCAACCUGUAUGGUGCAGAUCGAGAUUCUAUGAGAGUUAUUAAUAUUCAUUAUGGUAAUUAGCUACCAUCUGCUGCAUGUACUUGCGCAAACGUCAUUUCAAGAAUGACACCAAAGUAGUUCUUUGAUUCAUUUUUUUUUAGAAGAACCAUUAGUUAGAAUUGAGAUGUUGAUUAAGUGGGAAGUGCAGUGCCUAACUCUAGGCAUUAGGACCCAAUUAUUUGAUAGUAAAGAGGUGAAUGCACUUUUACAGAUUAUCUUAUUUUUUAUAAUGCAGUUAUAUUCAAGGGACCUACUCUUCUAGGAUAUUGAAAGCAUAAGUAAGCAAAUACAGCAGGGCUGUUUGGAGCUUAGAAAUUAUAAAAAAGUAAGUGGUGGAUAAGGCCUAUGCUGAACGGAAACAGAGUUGGGAUGUGAUAUAUAUGUAUAUCAAAAAGUACAAUUAAUGUUGUGAUUUUUAUUUGAUUUAUGUCCAUAUGAGUGUAUUUCAGUUUUAAAAAACAUAUUUAUGUGGUCACUUUUUGUACUUGUAUUAUUCCAGAGUUUAAUAAAUGGGAAUGUAUGUAAGUUUAUUAUACAGUAAUAAAGAGAUAGAUGAAAUUGAUUAAUUCACAGACCUUAGUUUUGUGAUUUAAAACAAAAAUGUGAUAUACUUGUACAUAAUAUAGCUUAAUAGCAAAACAAAUGCUCUUUUUUUCUCUCCCUCAACUGCCUCCUAGCAAAUGUCACCAAUUUUAACUUUGUAACCUAUCAAUUUAUCAGAAUAUUCUUCCUAAUUGUAACACAAGUCACAGUUUUCAUUCAACAGUUGUCACUUUGCUGCCAAUCACUUGUCACUAAAUAAUCAAUUGUCACUCUGCAAUUGUUUAUUAGCAUUUGUAAUUUACCUUUGUAACUUACCAAUUGCCUCUUAGCAUUUCUAACUUAACAAUAUUGUCACUGUAUUUUGUGAUCUGCCUGCUUUAUUUGUUGCAAUGCAAUUGUGAUGUGUGUAUAUAGAUAUUAUAUUUGUUGUUGUCUUAGCUUUUUUAAUUCAUUAAUUAUGUACAAUUCUCUGUUAUUUUACAAUCUAAUAUAUUCAGAUUCUAUAAAGUAAAUUUUUCUUAGUUAAUUUGCGGGGGAAAAAAAUAAUUGUCGUUCAUACAUAGCAAUUCCAUAGGUUGUUAAGGAUUUAUUCAUGUGUUAUAUAUUAUGAAAUGGACGAGAAACAUUUUGUAGCAGAAAGUUGGAUAUAGAGGAAUGAAACCAAAAAGUAACUUCUACAGUACUGUGUUUUAAGACAGAGUUUUAUUGAAUAUCCUUGUUUCUCCAUUUCGUAAUUCAAUAGUAUUGUUCUAGUUUUUAGGAAGAAUUUUUCCAUAGGAAGAAAAUAUGAAUAACAACUGUUGUCAAAUCACAAUACAAAGCAGUUUGUCAAUAUUAGGCUUUUUCCACCUCUAACUAUUAGAUACCUGAAAGGGUGUGACUGUCCUGUAUUGAAUAUAUUUAGUCUGCUGAUGAAUAUUCAUACAUGAUAAGGAAUACUUGCAAGUGAUUGGAUGAAGUUGCUGGUGUGACUGUCCUCAAUUGAAUAUAUUUAGUCUACUGAUGAAUAUUCAUACAUGAUAAGAAAUACAUGCAAGUGAUUGGAUGCGGUUGCAUAUUGUGUAUUAAUACUAUUUUCAAGGAGGCGGGUAUUAAUGGGAAGAACAAGUUCUUUCAGUAGAAAGCACUGUAUCACUAUCAAACAUUAACGUUUAGUUUAUUAGUUAAUUAAAUAAGCAGAUCUUUAUGAAUUGAGAUUUUUAACUGUAUUACUGUUAAUUAUUUACCCUACUGUAUAUGUGUAUAGGCUAUUAAAACAAACGUUUAACUUUGUUCUUAACACAAGGGAAGAAUUCCUAGCAUGUUCGACCAUUCCCUCAGUACCUCAUCAGCGUAUUGACUGUAACAUGGCUGAAGAAAGCCACGCCAAUUCAGGGCAAGUUAUCUUACAAACAUGUGAACCUAUUAAAAAUAGUAGAUUAUUGUAAGCUUGUGUCGUACCCAGUCUCAUUUGAGUGUUGGAUUUUGCACCGGGAUGUAGAUUGCUUUUUUAACACCUCUUUUAAAGAAACAUGGUUCCCUAUCCAGGAGGUUGACCUGGGAAUUGUCCACAUGGGGACCAGAUGAUUCUUUGUAGGUGCGUUGAGAACAAAAGCCUAGAAAAACUUAAUUUUUGUUUUAUUUAAAUAUCAACAUAUGGCAAUUAUUCAGAUAUAUAGGCUAUUGUGUUAGUUUGUUUCAUGUUUCAUUGUCUUUUGUUGAGAACAUUUUUCUAAUAAUUCUUUUAUUAUCUCCAGUCCAACAAAAGUGAGAAUUUAGUUCUAUAUAAUGAAUAUUUGAAUAAGAUCAUAUAAGUUUUUGUAACUUCAUAAUAUACCUGUUCUGCUAGGUUUUAUUUAUACAUAUUCUCAUCAAAAUAUAGUAUUAAUACACCCAGAACAUUAUUAGGGAAUAGCACUAUUAAGUUAUGUAAAUAAUCGUUUAUAAGAGUACAGUAUAAAAUAUAUUACAACACUUAACACGGUUGGAUAUUUUUAUGAAACACAUUUUAUCAUAUUGUUCUAAUGUUUAGAGUUGAUUAUGGCAUUUUUUCUAUGGCUAUUUUUUCUUGAAUUUUCAAAUUAAUGAGCGAUUUAGACUUUCCUUCCAACCUGGUUUAAACACUUAAGUAGGGAUACUUAAUAACUGAAUGAUUUGUCAUAACAUUUUUGACUUAUAGAGUAGUGUUAGUUAAUGCCAAGAUUGGGUGGCUUGAAGAUGCUGAUUUGUUGAUUUAUUGAUUGCUGAAGUCAGUUUUCAAUAACUGAUUCUUUGAUCCUUGUACAUAUCAAUGUAUUUAUCGGAUAUCAAAUGUAGGCAAAUUUUGAUAGAGAGUGUGGUUAUCCAAUUUAUUAGAGAUUGAUUGAUUGAUUGAUGUAAUGAAAAAUAUGUGAAUAAUGUUAAUUGAGAUGAAUGUGUAUGUAAGGAAUGUAAUUGAAUGAUUGAAUUGGACAUAAAUGACAUCUCGAUGAUAAAGAUAAAUCCUAAAUUUUCAUAGGUUUAUAAAUAUUGAGUUUUGUAUAACAAAAAAAAUAGUAAUUCAGCCUUUAAUAUUAUGUAUGACAUGGCAUUAUCGUGUAUGACAUGGCAAUUAUCGUGUAUGACUCAUGAGUAUCUGUUGUUUUUACACAAGCAUACAACAUUUGCAUGUAUUAUGCAACUGGAGAAACCACAGUUUCUAAUGCACAAAGUGUAAUGGCAAUUUUGGCGUGUAUUUGAUUUAUAUGAUACUUUGACCUCUCUGGCUGAGCUGUAUUUUUUCCUAGCAAAUGAUUAAAACAUAUUAGCCUUUGUUGAAAUCAA
Messenger RNA from Anneissia japonica, 7341 nucleotides. RefSeq names its product F-BAR domain only protein 2-like. Gene Ontology annotation, biological process: clathrin-dependent endocytosis; clathrin coat assembly. Bases 102 to 2618 code for a protein of 838 amino acids. Gene Ontology annotation, cellular component: clathrin-coated vesicle; plasma membrane; clathrin-coated pit. The transcript has 24 exons. NCBI's taxonomy places the organism in Eukaryota, Metazoa, Echinodermata, Crinoidea, Comatulida, Comatulidae. The record is from RefSeq and is a predicted model, not a curated record.